Molecule: messenger RNA, 1373 nt
Organism: Armigeres subalbatus
Lineage: Eukaryota; Metazoa; Arthropoda; Insecta; Diptera; Culicidae
Product: zinc finger protein 761-like
Exons: 4
Coding region: 150-1304 (384 amino acids)
Cellular component (GO): nucleus
Molecular function (GO): zinc ion binding
Source: RefSeq, a predicted model, not a curated record
AUAGAUUUACGAGUCCUUCGUGUUGGGAAAUAAGUUUCAAAUACUAUUUAAUAUUUCAAUUCGAAAGUAAUUUUUUGCCAGGGUUCUAAAAUCGCUAACGACAAACUACUCCCUAAAAAGAAAAAUUUGAAAACUGCCUCUACAUCGAAAUGUCCUCCAAACCGCCCAUAAAUUCAAACCAUGACCCCGUCCACAUAGAACCGACCAUAAAGGCUGAGCCCCUCUCGGUCGAUGCAGUCAUGGCUGGACCAUCCGCACCCACCGGCCCCGCAGUGCCCAAUCUCAAACCUAUCAAGACCAAAAUGUGCAUCAAGAAGAGCGACAUCCACCAGUGCCGGCUGUGUUUGCGGGUCCUGCCGAAGAACGACGUUCGCGAAAUAUCGGUGCGGGAUACCGACUUGCGGGAUCAGAUUCGCGAAGCGGUCGCUGUGAAUAUUGUCCAUGCCGAUCAGCUAAAGUCCAUUUGUCUGAACUGCCUGGUGAUGGUGGAAAUAAUUCAGGAGUUUCGGAUGACGUGCAAGAAGGCGGAAAUGCUGCACUCGGUGAAGCUCAUGAUGAUGCAUCCCGGACAGUGGAUGAGCCAGGAGAAUAAGACCACGCUCGAGACGUGCCACAGGCUGGUCAAGCGGAACAAAGCCGAGAUGGAUGGGCUGUUCAAGUGUUCCGGGAUCGCGGCGGGGAACAUCAAGGAGAUUAAGAAAAAGCCCAAAGAGCGUAUUCUGGCGGCUGGAGAGGAUCCCGAGGCAUGGAAAGAUACCAUCAGCAACUCUGAAACUUCAAGCGAAGAAACUGACGACGAACCAAAGAUUUCUAAGGUUGUUCCUCAGGUUAAGAAGGAAGACAACAGUCACUUUAUGUGCGAUAUGUGCGGUAGCUUGGUACACAAUUCCAAAGAAGAAUAUCAUCGAAAUGUCCACUUGAACCACAAACCAUACAGCUGUGACGUAGAGGGAUGCGAAGCUAGGUUUUAUACCAACCGCUCCAGGCGUCUGCACAAUCUUAGCUCGCACGUGCACAGAGACGAAAGGGGGAAAAUGUACGAGUGCGAUGAGUGCCACCGGAUGAUAAAGGGUAAACAUGGUAUGCGCCACCAUAAGAGAAAUGUGCAUUCCGGUAAUACGGGUAAAAAGGCAUGCAAAGUUUGCGGAAACUUUUACUACAGCGGCUAUCUUAAAGACCACAUGGCGACCCACACGGGAGAGCAAGCCUACAAGUGCGACUUGUGCGACAAGAAAUAUGGAGCCUACAAUAACCUGGUUAUACACAAGCAAAAACAACAUAAGGAAGCGUAUAGUUUAAAGUAACUUUAAACAGAGGGGGGAGUGGGUGUUUGCGUUCAAAAAUAAAUGAAGCAAAAAACGGCUUAGGAAUGA